Hemiscyllium ocellatum (epaulette shark) is the source of this 4003-nucleotide messenger RNA. RefSeq names its product syndecan-1-like. The record is from RefSeq and is a predicted model, not a curated record. The transcript has 5 exons. Gene Ontology annotation, cellular component: cell surface; membrane. NCBI's taxonomy places the organism in Eukaryota, Metazoa, Chordata, Chondrichthyes, Orectolobiformes, Hemiscylliidae. Gene Ontology annotation, biological process: cell migration. Bases 133 to 1140 code for a protein of 335 amino acids.
UGUUGGCUCGGCUGUGACGCUCGAAGCUGGGAACUACAUUAGUCGGGAGUUCUGUGAGAUCCACUCAGUUAGAGGCGGCUUCACAAAUUGUCAAAGAGGCUUUCGUUUGCGGGGAGUAAAAGAUCAGGCAAAAUGAAGACGCCAAGUUUCAGUCUGAAGUUUCUUUUGGCGAUGGGAUUGCCUUUUGCCCUUUUGGCAAUGUCUUCAACAAAGGUGCCAGAAAGCCUAGGUGACUAUGAAAUAGAUGGAUCUGGCAUCGAGUCUGAAGAUGAUGACAUCUAUUCUGGCUCUGGCUCUGGUGAUGGCUUUAUGCUAAGAAAUUUUGAUGUGGAGCAUACAACGACUUUUCGCACACUUCCUUCAACAACUUCAAGUAAUUUCCAUUCAUCAAGCCAAGUAGCCAUGACAAGUGAUAUGAUCACAGAAGCAGAUGUGAAUAUUUUACUGGUGCAUCAUGACUUACCAGUAGUUGAUACAACUAUUGGAGCCACAGUGACGAGUAGUAAAUCUGCAACUUUUAUUCCACAAGGCACUGAUAUUCAUCUUGUUCCUGAAAACAACACUAAAAGUUUUCUGGCACGUGGAGUUGGAUCCAAACAUGAUGUUACUGAAGUGAGCAGUGCCAAGCCUACUGUUUAUGCCACAUUACCAGAGAAUGCAGUUACUGUUGUCGAUGAUGAAUCCUUAGCUGUCACAAAGAUGUUUGCAGCAAAUGAAAUGACAACCAUGGUGGGUCAAAAUUCUGAACAAUCUGAAAAGGAAGUGAAGAACGAGAUAUUUGAUGAUUUACAACUGAACAAUGCAAUCACUGAGAGUGAUAUAUACUUCACAGAUAUAAUAGAAAGUAGAACUGUUCUGAAUCAAAACCACAUUCUAGAUACAAAAACAUCUAUUGAGCCACCGCAGGAGAGAUACUCUCAUGAAGCCAGUGCAUCUGGGAGCUUUCUGGAACGAAGGGAAUUGUUGGCAGCAACUGUUGCUUCAGGAUUUGUGGGACUUGUACUUGCUGUUCUACUUGUUGCGGUGCUCGUGUAUCGAAUGAAGAAAAAGGAUGAAGGAAGUUAUACGUUGGAUGAAUCCAAGCAACUACCAAAUGGAGGCUACCAGAAACCACAAAAGCAAGAGGAGUUCUAUGCAUAAAUGUAUUUCUAAAAAUGUUAUCUAUCAAUCUUUUAUGCAAAAUGAACACUUUUUUUUCUCUUGCCUGGAUUAGAAAGUGAAUCUGAAAAAAACCCGCCAGUCUAGCCUCUAUUACCAUGCCACAAUGAUUGUAUUUUUUGACAGUUCUGAUACAGACAGAGGUAGCACGUUUGUCCUGCAACGAGAUGUCUUGCCAUUUGGCUUCAUGGGUGAGGAGACUUGGUUAAAUUUUCACUGCAAUUUUUAAGUUGUAGAAUACAGCUGCCUUUUGAAAUGGUGGGAUAAAAUAGCUUGGCUUUAAAAAAAAACACUUAGGAUAAAAAACCCAGCUGGGAAUGCACAGUACAAUAUUGUAAAGCCACAAACUGCCUAAAUCUUGUAAAUGUUAUUAUUGUAAAAGGAUCAGCCAAAUGAGAGGGGUAAAAAUGACAUGGGUUCUUGUACUAUUGUGAUUUCAAGUUGUAUGGAAGUUGACCCUAUGUACCUAUUGAGAUAGGUUUACAUUAGAGAUUCCUAGUGAACUUGGUCAUGCAUUGUUUUUAGUUGUGUGUUACAAUUCAUAGAAAAAGAUGCAUUUAAAUUUUUAAAGAGGUUAACUAAAUUCAGGCAUUCCUUCAGUUCAAUUGGAAUUGAAGGACUAAUUGGUAAAAUGUAGUCCAUUCUAAAUACAGUAAACUUUGUGUUAUCUGGCACUCUUCCCUUUCGUUCACCUUAAUUUCUGACAGGUCCACGUUUUAAAAGCUACUCAAUGUCCAGUUUAUGCAUAUUAACAACAACAAUGGAUUGUAAACCUGAAGAAAUCGUUCUUCAUCUUUACAUUGAAAUGAUUAAUGUUUUGCGUCUGUUUUGGUUAUUCACCAUUUGGAGUAACCGAUGGUGAAGCUGAUUUCUUUACAAUAGCUGGUCUGAAAGUCAUGCUGUCAGUUGUAGUGAUUCCACUAUGCGGCAGCCCCGUAACAGCCACCCUUCAUCUGCUGUCUCCUCUCAACUCUUCAAAGACAACUCAGCACUUUGCCCUGAACCUGGAAUAACGUAGCACCCCAUUAACUAACAUUUUAGAUGAAAUGGCACCGACCAUUCCCCUAGAGUGCCAGAUAACCUGCAUUUUACUGUUGUUUAAUUGAUCAAAGUGUGGGGACGGCCGAGGCGGGAAGGAGUAGUUGAAUGUUGCUUUGUGAGUUAAGUAUACUUUUGGUCCUGAAACUUUCAGUUAAUUCCUGCAGUCGAUAUGCUUUUAUACUGUAGCAAGUCAUUGGAGCGUCUAAACCCUUUUAAAGAGCUGGGCCUCUGAAAUUAAAUGAGGGGAUGGGGUGGGCGGGUGGUGUGUUGGGGAGAAAGGUUGGAAGUUCCAUGGUCUUACAUUGACAGGGUUCAUACAUGGGUGUUGGGGGCUCAAACAAGGUGAAGUGUGAGUUGGCUGCUGCCUACUUGCCUGUCCUGACCUGGCUCCCAUUUCCCAGGCGGCAAAGGAGUUGCCAGGCAACCAGCCUGCACUUGGACCUGACGAAUAGCUGGUUAAGUGGCUCAUCUUGUCUUUGCUGCUGUUCCACCGACAGCAGAGGAGGUCCUUGCCAAGUGGAUGGCAAGGCAGCUGUUGUAGGGUAAAGAUGGGGAAAACCCAUUUAGGGGUCCAAUGUCUAUUGGAUGAACAAUCCUCAAGAUCAUUGCCCUGAAUCAUCUUCAUUGGUUUUACAAUCCUCACCCCCACCCUCCUACUGUCACCUCUCUCCCCCUUCCCAAGUGGAUUCUUCCAGCCAAGCCCUGGAUGUACUUGAGGUCCCUUCCAUGAGCUCAUCUUCCUCAGGGAAUGCUUGUAGACCCAAAAGUGGCCACUAUUUGGAACUGGCAGUGCCGAGACUGUUUGGGCGAUUGGAUUGGGCCCUCAGCUUUCCCGGGGUAGGCCUUGCUCCCUGGGUUAAGGUGACAUCUCACCUUUACCCAAUUACCAUGAUGCUUUGGGGCAGCCAGUAUUGGUGGGAAUACAAGCUCCAUGAAAUGUCAGGUGAUGUGGCAGGAAAUCCCACCAUCUCAACCAUCCUGCCCUCAGUAAUGUUCAGUGUUCAUCCACCCCAAUUCUUUUUUUUGCACAGACGAGUAUUUUUGUUCUUCUUGAUAUUCAGUGGUGUUGAUCUUUAAUUUAAAUAAUUGAAAUUGAUCAUUUUCAGGCAUACCUCUGUUUUCUCCCUGAAAGCAUAACGCAAUUACUCCAUCUAAUCUAUCCAAAACACUAUGUUGAGACACUAUAAGGUCCACAUAUGAAAUACAGUCACCAUUUAUACAGUCAAAUACAGCCAAGUGAAAUGUCUUGCACCUUUUAUACAUAUUGUGUUAAAAAAAAGAGCUGGGAUUUGAACUAGCAGUCAGUGAUAUGGUUCUUUCUCAGCUGCUGCACAGUUCCUCCUAUACGUUUCUGCAUUCCUGAUUUAUAUUUCUAACAAUGGAACAACUUAACGCGGUUUUAAACUUAUGAACAAAUGGGUGUAUAAAGGAGACAACUGUAUAUGCCUCCCACUGUUUUUGAAUCACUGCCAUUUUGAAGAGUUGGGUAAAUGGAAUUUUGUAAAGUUGAACUGUAAUUGCAAUUUCAUGACUCAGCAGUUGAAGAUCUGCAUUUUCUAAAGUUAACAAAAGAAUAAACCAAAUAUAAUUAUUUUUGUAUGAUAGAGCUAGUCAUUAAUCUUUGUUUAGAAUCAUUUAUGACUAGCAAACUGGCUAGAUGUCAAAGGAUUUGGUUAAAUGGUGUUUGUGACUUUGUGACUCUUAUCAUGACUGUUGAACUUUAUUCUGACCUUUCAUUCAUGCUUUCUAUUUAUUAACUGUGUUGUUUCGAUAUGUAUCAGACAAUAAAAGAACACAGAAACAA